GGGAUGAAUUAGUGAAGAUGCUCCUAAGAAACCAAGGAAUACGUCAUUUAGAUGGAUUCUGUAGCAUUUACAAUUUUUCCAAGAGGUUUUCGUCCUUGCCAAAUGGGACUUCUUCUGGAGUUGAUGGGAAAGUUGGUUCCUCGGUUGGUGGGGUUAAUCAUGAUAAUUCUGGGAAAGUGGAGGGUGUGAGACAAGUAGUUGAUGUUGUGUGCCAAGUCCUGGAGGGUGGUCCUUGGGGACCUGCCCUUGAGAAUGCUCUGUCUGCACUUGACGAAAAACCUCAACCAGAAUUAGUUAUUGGAGUCUUAAGGAGGCUGAAAGAUGUCGGUCAAGCAAUUAAUUAUUUCCGCUGGUGUGAGAAACAAACAGAUCAAGCACACUGUCCAGAAGUGUACAACUCACUUCUCCUGGUCAUGGCCAGGAGUAGGAAUUUUAAGAGCUUGGAUCAAGUUCUGGAAGAAAUGAGUAUUGCCGGAAUUGGUCCAUCAAAUAAUGCAUGUAUAGAGUUAGUUUCAAGCUGUGUCAGGUCACAGAAACUGAGAGAAGCUUUUGAUCUACUGCAAACCAUGAGGAAGUUCAAAUUCUGCCCGGCAUUUUCAGCCUAUACAACUCUGAUUGGAGCUCUGUCGACAAUUCCUGAAUCUGAUCUAAUGCUGAAGCUCUUUCAUCAAAUGCAGGAGCUAGGCUAUGAAGUUACUGUGCAUUUAUUUACAACUCUUAUUCGUGUCUUUGCCAAGGAAGGCCGAGUUGACGCUGCCCUCUCCUUGUUGGAUGAGAUGAAGAGCAACUCUUGUAAUGCAGACAUUGUUCUUUAUAAUGUUUGCAUAGACUGCUUUGGCAAGGUGGGUAAGGUGGAUAUGGCCUGGAAAUUUUUUCAUGAAAUGAGAAUGAAUGGUUUGAUGCCCGAUGAUGUGACAUAUACGAGCAUGAUAGGUGUGCUCUGCAAAGCUGAGAAACUAAAUGAGGCUGUAGAGCUGUUUGAGGAGAUGGAUGCCAACAGGAAAGUACCUUGUGUGUAUGCUUAUAACACCAUGAUCAUGGGCUAUGGCUCUGUUGGAAAGUUUGAUGAAGCAUACAGCUUAUUUGAGAGGCAAAAAAAGAAGGGGUGCAUUCCGAGUGUAAUUGCGUAUAAUUGUGUUCUCACUUGCCUAGGGAAGAAGGGGAGAUCUGAAGAAGCGUUGAGGGUUUUUAAUGAGAUGAAGACAGAUGCAGCACCCAAUAUUUCAACAUAUAACAUUUUAGUAGACAUGCUUUGCAGGGCAGGUAAUGUUGAGGCCGCUCUGCAGGUUCAGGAUGAUAUGAAAGAAGCUGGCUUAUAUCCUAAUGUGAUGACUGCAAACAUAAUGAUUGACCGACUCUGUAAAGCACAGAAACUUGAUGAAGCAUGUUCUAUAUUUGAAGGAAUGGAUCAUAAAGUUUUCAUGCCAGAUGCAGUGACAUUUUGUUCUCUUAUAGAUGGCUUGGGAAGACGUGGAAGAGUGAAUGAUGCUUAUAGACUUUAUGAGAAGAUGCUAGAUUCUGAUCAGAUUCCAAAUGCUAUAGCUUACACAUCCCUCAUCAGGAACUUCUUCAAGUGUGGGAGGAAGGAGGAUGGUCACAAAAUAUAUAAAGAAAUGGUGCGUAGGGGCUGCUCUCCCGACCUGAUGCUCCUUAAUACCUACAUGGAUUGUGUUUUCAAGGCUGGUGAAACAGAGAAAGGUAGAUCUGUAUUUGAGGAGAUUAAGGCUAGAGGAUUCAUUCCUGAUGUGAGGAGCUAUUCAAUCUUAAUUCAUGGCCUUGUCAAAGCGGGUUUUGCAAAUGAAACCUAUAAAUUAUUUCAUGCGAUGAAAGAACAAGGUUGUGAAUUGGACACUCGAGCUUACAAUGCCAUCAUUGAUGGAUUCUGCAAAUGUGGAAAGGUGAAUAAAGCAUAUCAGCUUCUGGAGGAAAUGAAAAGUAAGGGUCAGCAACCCACUGUUGUAACUUAUGGUUCUGUGAUUGAUGGGCUUGCCAAGAUUGAUAGACUUGAUGAAGCGUACAUGCUUUUUGAAGAAGCAAAGUCGAAAGGAAUAGAAUUGAAUGUUGUUGUUUAUACUAGUCUUGUCGAUGGGUUUGGGAAGGUGGGGAGAAUUGAUGAAGCAUAUCUAAUCAUGGAAGAGUUGAUGCAAAAAGGUUUGUCACCUAACGUGUAUACCUAUAAUUGCUUGCUCGAUGCACUUGUUAAAGCUGGUGAAAUUGAUGAAGCAAUUGUAUCCUUUCAAUCUAUGAAAAAUAUGAACUGUACACCCAACCGUUAUACUUAUAAUAUUCUCAUAAACGGUCUUUGUCGAGUUAGAAAAUUCAACAAGGCUUUUGUGUACUGGCAAGAAAUGAAGAAACAGGGAAUAGAUCCCAACGCAGUCACCUACGCUACCAUGAUCUCUGGACUUGCAAACGCUGGGAACAUAAGGGAUGCUACUGGGCUUUUUGAGAGGUUUAAGGCUAGUGGUGGUAUUCCAGAUUCUGUUUGUUAUAAUGCUAUGAUAGAAGGUUUAAGCAGUGGAGAUAAGGCAAUGGAAGCAUAUGCACUUUUUGAGGAAACCCGGCGGAAAGGCUGUACUAUUAAUACCAAGACAUGUGUUGUUCUAUUGGAUGCGCUGCACAAAGCUGAAUGCCUUGAACAAGCAGCAAUAGUGGGUGCUGUACUGAGGGAAACUGCAAAGUCUCAGCAUUCAUCAAGAUCAUGGUGACAUUGGAUAUUCUGCAAUUUACUGGAGUGGGGUCACUAGUUGUGUCUCACUUGGUGGUAAAAAGGGUCUUCUCCUUCAUGCUGAUGGGCAGAUACUAGGAAAUGAAAGAUAUCUUGUCUGAAGUCUCCAUUCCAUCAACUCAAAAACAGAUUGGAGCGACUCCCUGCAAAGGUAGACUUUCAGUUGCUGGAUUCCAGGAAUCUGAGUAUUGACAGUAAGAACUGCAGUUGCAGAUAACAGCUGCAACCCUUAUUCCAUGGACAUGAGUUUGUGUCCAGAAGACGAGAACCAGUGGUGCUUGAUUUCAGAGCCUUUCUACUAAUUCUGGAUAUUAUUUGAGAAUAGCUGGUAGCAACAUGAAGUGCUCUGAAGCAACUGUAAAUGUAGAACUUCCUCCCAACCAUGCAGGACAAUUUUGUAUUUAUAUAUAUAUUCUUU
Fragaria vesca subsp. vesca is the source of this 3146-nucleotide messenger RNA. RefSeq names its product pentatricopeptide repeat-containing protein At3g06920-like. The transcript has 3 exons. Bases 18 to 2708 code for a protein of 896 amino acids. Lineage: Eukaryota; Viridiplantae; Streptophyta; Magnoliopsida; Rosales; Rosaceae. The record is from RefSeq and is a predicted model, not a curated record. Gene Ontology annotation, molecular function: protein binding.